AGCUUGACAAUCUCCAUUUUGUGAGAGCAGAAGAAGCAGAGCCGAGCGUCGUCCCAGUUAAAAGGCAAAACCUAGAACGACUUAAAAAAAAGCCAGUUAGCCGACAAACCGCUCGCUAACCAAGUUAUCAUCCGAAAGUAAAGCAAAUCUUAUCGUAUGUCCGGUAUCCAGAACCUCCAAACUUUUGACCCCUUUGCUGAUGCAACUAAGGGUGAUGACCGCCUCCCAGCCGGGACAGAGGACUACAUUCACAUAAGAAUCCAACAGCGGAACGGCAGGAAGACCCUCACCACUGUUCAGGGCAUUGCUGCCGACUAUGACAAGAAGAAGCUAGUCAAGGCUUUCAAAAAGAAGUUUGCUUGCAAUGGGACAGUGAUUGAGCAUCCAGAGUAUGGUGAAGUGAUCCAGCUUCAGGGAGACCAGCGUAAGAAUAUCUGCCACUUCAUCAUGGAGGUUGACCUGGCCAAGGAGGAGCAGCUCAAAGUCCACGGCUUCUAGAAGCUGCUAGCAGCCCUCUCCCCCCCUUCGCUCCUGGAAGGCCAUUAAACUCCCCCCUCACUCUCCUCCCCUCCUCCUAUGUGCUGCUGUUGCUCUUCCUCUCCCCCUUGCAGCCCCACCAGCUCCUGUUAGCUAACACGUGAAUUACCUCUGACAAACAUGGGACUCUGUAACACCAUCGCCCACCCUACAACACCAGGGGGCAGGCUCAUUCUCACAAAGACGCACCACUGCAGCUCCACACAACAUCAGGGAUGAGUGGUGAUGACCCUCCCACACACAUUUGCUCCUUCCUUUCCCCCUUGUUUAUUUCCUUUUUUAAUUUUUCCUUUUUAGGUUGUGGUGCCACAAUAACGACGCACCAUUUCAUGUAACUUUUUUGUUUUGUACUUUAAAGGUGUUUCAAUAAAACAAUGAGUGUCCAUA
This is a messenger RNA of Siniperca chuatsi (mandarin fish), 924 nucleotides long. RefSeq names its product eukaryotic translation initiation factor 1 (gene eif1). The coding region runs from base 157 to 498 and encodes 113 amino acids. The transcript is spliced from 4 exons. Gene Ontology annotation, cellular component: eukaryotic 43S preinitiation complex. Gene Ontology annotation, molecular function: translation initiation factor activity; RNA binding; ribosomal small subunit binding. Lineage: Eukaryota; Metazoa; Chordata; Actinopteri; Centrarchiformes; Sinipercidae. Gene Ontology annotation, biological process: translational initiation. The record is from RefSeq and is a predicted model, not a curated record.